Messenger RNA from Zingiber officinale, 309 nucleotides. RefSeq names its product ethylene-responsive transcription factor 3-like. Gene Ontology annotation, molecular function: DNA binding; DNA-binding transcription factor activity. The transcript has a single exon. NCBI's taxonomy places the organism in Eukaryota, Viridiplantae, Streptophyta, Magnoliopsida, Zingiberales, Zingiberaceae. Bases 1 to 309 code for a protein of 102 amino acids. The record is from RefSeq and is a predicted model, not a curated record. Gene Ontology annotation, biological process: regulation of DNA-templated transcription.
AUGAAGAAAGGCCGAGUUCUGGUGGAGCCGGCGGCGGCAGUAGCGGAGACGCGGUUCCGCGGCGUGCGGAAGCGGCCUUGGGGGUGGUUCGCGGCCGAGAUCAGGGACCCCUGGAAGAAGGUCAGGGUGUGGCUCGGAACCUUCGACUCGGCCGAGGCUGCCGCUCUGGCCUACGACUCCGCCGCUCGCGCGUUCCGUGGUUCCAAGGCCAAGACCAACUUUCCCCUAGCCGCCGCUGCUGCUGCGUCUCCCACCCCUACUCCUGCAUUCCGCUGCCCUCCCUCCGCUGACCCAACCCUAGGGUUUUGA